Hydractinia symbiolongicarpus is the source of this 2450-nucleotide messenger RNA. Its product is annotated as sodium/mannose cotransporter SLC5A10-like. NCBI's taxonomy places the organism in Eukaryota, Metazoa, Cnidaria, Hydrozoa, Anthoathecata, Hydractiniidae. Gene Ontology annotation, cellular component: plasma membrane. Gene Ontology annotation, biological process: transmembrane transport. The record is from RefSeq and is a predicted model, not a curated record. Gene Ontology annotation, molecular function: D-glucose:sodium symporter activity. The transcript has 13 exons. The coding region runs from base 352 to 2361 and encodes 669 amino acids.
AUAUUUCCGUUCUAGUAUAAAAGCCUAACAUGUCUUGGGGACGGGGUUGAUGAAUAAAUAAAAAAGCGAUUAUAGCUAAUAACAAAAACGUUAGGGGCCCGUAAUUUUGUUUACAUACUCGUCGUCUUGACACCAUUUUGAAAUUUGUGAUAAAAAUAAACAAAGUCGAGAUUAUUAGAGAAAGUUUAUUUAUUUAUGCAAGCACUUAACUUAAAGUUAAAAAAACAUCGUAUUUUUUUAUUUGUUUGUUAAACUGUGUUAAAGGAGUGGUUGUAACAAAACAGAUAUUUAAAUUUCAAUCUACAACAUCAUUCCUUGUCAACUAAUCAGACGUUUGGCUGUUGAUACAAGAUGGCGAGUGAUACUGUAAAUACAGAUCCGAAAAAUCUUGCUGUCUGGGAUUGGAUUGUUAUUGGAGUGUAUUUUGCAAUAUGUUUGGCGUUGGGAAUAUAUUCAAAGUUCGGCAAAAACAAAAAUGGUACUGCGGAGGAGUAUUUUUUAGCCGGUCGUUCAAUGAUGUGGUGGGCCGUUGGAGGCAGUUUAUACGCUAGCAACAUGGGUUCGGAACAUUUCAUCGGGCUUGCCGGCUCAGGCGCGGCAGCUGGAAUUGGCGUCGUAGCUUAUGAAUGGCACGCUAGCUGGAUUUUACUUCUUCUUGGAUUCUUCUUCGUUCCUGUGUAUAUCCGCUCCAAGAUUUACACUAUGCCAGAGUAUCUUCGAAACAGAUUUCAAAGUAAAUGGAUGCGGAUUUACUUAACCGUUGUCUCGUUGAUUAGCUAUAUCACCACAAAAAUCGCAGUUGAUAUAUACGCUGGUGGAAUUUUUCUCAAGAAAGCCAUUGGAAUUAAUAUUUAUGCAUCGUCAGCAGUUCUGUUAGCUUUUACAGCAGUAUACACGUUACUAGGUGGUUUGACCGCAGUCAUUUACACUGAUGUCAUGCAAUGUACCUUGAUGGUUGUUGGGGCGUUAGCUUUGUCUAUUAUUGGCUUCAAAGAAGUUGGUGGUAUAAAUGGUCUUUGGGAUAAAUACGCAAUUGCAGCAGGAAAUGCCACAUUUUUACCUACUGUAAUCACAACAGCCGCCACAAAUGUUACUAUGACGACAACUGCUGUUGCUAAGACAACGGCUGUCAUAGCAACAGUAACUAUGGCCAAUGCAACCACGCAAGCUCCGUAUGUGGCAUCAUGUUAUAAAGCAGAAGAAAAAUGGGAUCAUAUGUUUCGUCCACUCGACGAUAAAGAAUAUCCUUGGAUUGGAAUUGUAUUUUCACUACCUAUCACCGGUAUUUGGUACUGGUGUACUGAUCAGGUGAUUGUCCAACGAACAUUAGGAGCCAAAAGUAUGGUCCAUGCAAGACUCGGUACUAUUGUUGCCGGCUUUUUAAAAUUGUUACCUUUGUAUAUCAUGGUGAUGCCCGGCAUGAUUUCGCGUGUGUUAUAUCCGGACAUCAUCGCUUGUCCGGAUCCCAAAUCGUGCAAAAUGCAAUGCGACAAUGAGUAUGGUUGCUCAAAUGAAGCAUAUCCGGAAUUGGUGUUAAAUAUUUUACCUGUAGGUUUGGUAGGGCUUAUGUUAGCUGUCAUGGUGGCUGCCCUUAUGUCGUCGCUUUCGUCAGCGUUUAACAGCGCUAGUACUAUUUUCACCAUGGAUAUAUGGCGGGUGAUUAGACCCAAGUCAUCUAACAGAGAGCUACUCAUAGUAGGGAGGGUCGUCGUCUGUAUUUUAGUCGUUGUGGGAAUGUUAUGGCUGCCUAUUGUAUCAAAGGGUCAUGGCGGCCAGCUUUUUAAAUAUCUCCAAACCAUUCAAUCUUACCUCGCCCCACCAACUUGUGCGGUGUUUUUGGUUGGCAUGCUAUGGCCUCGAUUAACAGAAGCUGGUGCUCUUACUAGUAUGUUGUUCGGUUUACUACUGGGUAUCAUCAGACUUUCAUUGGAUGUGGCGUACCCACAACCACACUGUGGACAGGAAGACACACGAAAUGCUUUUGUGAAAUUACAUUUCAUGUACUACGCGUUACUUAUGUUCUUUGUUUGCAUAAUCAUAAUGGUGACCAUCAGUUUAUUCACUCGCCAAGUUCCACUCGAAAUGCUGGGCGCACUUACGUGGAAAACUAUAAACCGCCCACGUUACCGUGAAGGAAAACGAUCAGCGGAGUAUGUAGUAACAGCUGAUGUAGCCCUGGGUGAAGUGAAGAUUAAAGAUGGAGGUGUUGAAAAUAGUCGCACCAUGUUGGCAGCAGACCAAGAAGAGUUGGAUGAAAUCGAACAGUUUGAACAUCAAUCGAAUCUUAGUAAAUGGGGUGUACGUUUCGCAGCGUUUUGUUUGGUUUUCGCCUUGUCGUUUCUAUGGAUAUGGUAUCGAUAGUAGUCGAGACAUAAGCCUUGCCUCAUUAAUUCAAACAGUUAUAUUUUUACGUGAUAUUUUUCGUGAUAAAAAUAAAUUGCAAAACCUGA